This is a messenger RNA of Cotesia glomerata, 907 nucleotides long. RefSeq names its product GTP:AMP phosphotransferase AK3, mitochondrial (gene Ak3). Lineage: Eukaryota; Metazoa; Arthropoda; Insecta; Hymenoptera; Braconidae. Gene Ontology annotation, biological process: nucleobase-containing compound metabolic process. The transcript is spliced from 4 exons. Gene Ontology annotation, molecular function: ATP binding; AMP kinase activity. Bases 1 to 675 code for a protein of 224 amino acids. The record is from RefSeq and is a predicted model, not a curated record. Gene Ontology annotation, cellular component: mitochondrion; cytoplasm.
AUGGUACAUUUUUCCAACAUUCUUAAAGCCGCUGCUUUUCGCACUGUCAUAAUCGGAGCACCAGGGUCGGGCAAAGGCACGGUGUCGUCUAGGAUUGUUAAGACUUUUGGGGUUAGUCACAUAUCUACUGGAGACAAACUUAGGGACCACGUGACACGUGCUACUGACUUAGGUAAACAAGCCUCCAAGUUUAUGAAUGAAGGAAGUCUGGUACCUAAUGAAUUAAUUAUCGAUCUUGUUGCGCAUGAAAUUAGUGCUAUCAAUGGUGCUAAUUAUUUAUUAGAUGGAUUUCCAAGGACAAUAGAACAAGCAAAAAAAUUACAAGAAAAAUUUCCAGUUAAUUUAGUAUUAAAUUUGAUAGUACCCCAUGAAGUAAUAAUUGAACGAGUACGUAAUAGAUGGGUACAUCUAUCCAGCGGACGUGUUUAUAAUAUUGGUUUUAAUGAUCCUAAAGUACCGGGAAAGGAUGAUGUUACCGGAGAACCCUUGAGCCAAAGAAUCGACGACCGACCAGAAGUCGUUGCUAAAAGGCUCCAAAAUUAUGUACUGAAAACCGAGCCAGUUAUUAAUUAUUAUAAGACAUUAGGUAUCGUGGGAGAUUUCAAAGGAAACACCACUAACGAAAUUUGGCCUAAGAUUAAAGAACACAUUGAGAAAUUUAUCUCUUCUAAAUAAUUAAUUUUUUAUUACAAAAAAAAUAAUGUAGAUUGCUGUAUGUACAAUUACGUACCAAUUUACAGUCACUUUGUUAGGAUACUUACGUAAGUGGUACCAUUUUAGUCAGGAUACAAUAAGACAUCGAAUAUUAGUACAAGUUAAUUAAUAGAUUUAAUUAGACUAUUAAUGAUAAUUAUUAUUUUAAUUUUAAUUAUUCAUUUUAAUUCACGGGUUUAAAUUUUUAAUCAAA